Molecule: messenger RNA, 1084 nt
Organism: Amborella trichopoda
Lineage: Eukaryota; Viridiplantae; Streptophyta; Magnoliopsida; Amborellales; Amborellaceae
Source: RefSeq, a predicted model, not a curated record
AAUUUCUAUGUCUUUCUUUGUAGUAUUUUUUUAACAGAUUUCCACACACUAACAGUGAUUUUCCUCUCUCUCUCUCUCUCUCUCUCUAAUACCUUUAAUCAUCUCUCUCAUUGGUAUGAGUGGUUUAGGGUUCCAAGUCUCUCAAACUUCCCACCCAUGUUGAUGUAUGGCGCUCCCCGCUCUUAAAAGUCACAAAAUUGGAACACUGCGUACCCCACCCGGACCGGACCUUCCGGUCCGAUUCCCCAUCUUGCUCCCUCCAAAAAAUUCUAUACACCUUAGAGAGAGAAACCUUCACGCCCUUUAUCUCUCUAUAAAUACACAACAAAACCCACUCUCCCUCUCUCUCAUAUCAAGCAUAAGUAUGGCAUCCCCUCUUCUCUCUUUCUCACUCCUCAUCCUCCUCUCUCUCUCUACCCAUGGCAACGCCCGCCUUAUUCUCGAGAAUUCCCAAAGUGCCCCUAACAUCACCACCACCGAAUUCCUUGAGGCCCACAACGGGGAGCGUGAUCUCUUCAAGGAUAAGGGCCUAAAACCGCUAACCUGGAGCCAAAAUCUCGCCUCCGACGCCGGUAAAUUCGCGAGAUUUCAGCGAGAUAAGCACGGCUGCGGCCUCGUGCAAUCGACGGCUGAGAAAUACGGAGAGAACCAGUGCUGGGGUUCUGGCCGUCCGAUGAGCCCCACGGAGGCAGUGGGUUCGUGGAUUAAGGAGAAGGCCUUCUACAGUUUCAAGAAUAACACGUGUCAAAAGGAGCACGAGUGUGGGGUUUACACGCAGUUGAUUUGGAAAUCGACGGCUGAGGUUGGUUGUGGCCAAGCGUUUUGUAAGAAGGGGGCCGUGACACUCACCAUUUGCUAUUAUUUCCCUCCUGGAAAUAUGCAAGGGGAGAGGCCUUUCUAGCCUCUCUCUCUCUCUCUCUCUCUCCCUUUAGAGAGAGAAAGAAAAGUUCAUGUUAGAGCAAUGAUGCUUCUUACUUUUUUUUAAAUUUCUCAGUUUCUACAUUUUUCUUUCUGCCUUCUUGUUACUAUCUAAACGCAAAGUUACCUUGGUUGAUAUCAUUUCCCUUCUCUCUUAAAGGUUUGU